Calypte anna (Anna's hummingbird) is the source of this 3309-nucleotide messenger RNA. It is a transcript of the gene SCNN1G, whose product is annotated as sodium channel epithelial 1 gamma subunit. Gene Ontology annotation, cellular component: membrane. Bases 81 to 2081 code for a protein of 666 amino acids. The record is from RefSeq and is a predicted model, not a curated record. Lineage: Eukaryota; Metazoa; Chordata; Aves; Apodiformes; Trochilidae. Gene Ontology annotation, molecular function: ligand-gated sodium channel activity. The transcript is spliced from 13 exons. Gene Ontology annotation, biological process: sodium ion transmembrane transport.
GGCGGGGCGGCCGCAGGGGUAGGUGCCGGGGCGGGAGCCACCCGAGCCAUCGGCAGUAGCGCUGGGGCCGGGAGCAGAGCAUGGCCCCGCCGGGCUCGGAGGGCGGCCGAGGUGCCGCCGGAGCCAUGGCCCCCGGGAAGAAGAUCACGGCCCGGAUCAAGAGGACGCUGCCGGUGAAGGGCCCGCAGGCCCCGACGCUGAGCGAGCUGAUGCGGUGGUACUGCCUCAACACCAACACCCACGGCUGCCGCCGCAUCGUCGUGUCCCGCGGCCGCCUGCGCAGGUUCAUCUGGAUCCUGCUGACCCUCAGCGCCGUCGGGCUGAUCCUCUGGCAGUGCGCGGAGCUCCUCAUGAACUACUACAGCGCCUCGGUCUCCGUCACCGUCCAGUUCCAGAAGCUGCCCUUCCCCGCCGUCACCAUCUGCAACAUCAACCCCUACAAGUACAGUUCCAUGAAAGACUAUUUAUCUGAAUUGGACAAAGAGACCAAAAAAGCUUUGGAGACUUUCUAUGGAUUUUCCGAGGGCAAGUCCAAGGUACGCCGGUCAGUGGAUGAGUGGAACAGCACAGGGAGUGACUUCUUCAAGCAGAUCCCUCUGCUGAAGUUUGAAGACUUCUCUAGGACUGUGACUGACCUUCGCAGUGGCCAGAAGAGGAAAAUAGAGGGCAGUGUCUUUCACAAGGACUCAUCCAUCGUGAACUCUGGAGAUUCCAAUGAUAUCAUUGGAUUUCAGUUGUGCGAUGCAAACAACAGCAGUGAGUGUGCACUUUACACCUUCAGUUCUGGUGUUAAUGCUAUCCAAGAAUGGUACAAGCUGCAUUACAUGAACAUCAUGGCACAAAUUCCCUUGGAGACUAAAGAGAAAUUGAGUUACUCUGCUGACGACCUUAUACUGACUUGUUUCUUUGAUGGCCUAUCUUGUGACAAAAGGCACUUCACCCGUUUCCAUCACCCCCUCCAUGGCAAUUGCUACACCUUCAACAGCGGGGAGAACGGGACCGUCCUGAGCACCUCAACCGGAGGCAGCGAGUACGGAUUGCAGGUUGUUCUGUAUAUAGACGAAGCAGACUACAACCCCUUCCUGGUGACAUCAACAGGAGCCAAGAUCAUUGUCCAUGACCAGAAUGAAUAUCCCUUCAUCGAAGACAUCGGCACGGAAAUUGAGACGGCAGCCGCCACCUCCAUAGGGAUGCACUUUACUCGGUCUCGCAAGCUGAGCAAACCCUACAGUGACUGUACAGAGACUGGUGCUGACAUACCAGUAGAAAACCUCUACAACAAGAGCUAUUCACUCCAGAUCUGCCUGCACUCCUGCUUUCAGAAGGCCAUGGUGGAUUCCUGUGGCUGUGCCCAGUACGCCCAGCCCUUGCCUGCUGGGGCAGAGUACUGCAACUACAAGAAGAAUCCCAACUGGAUGUAUUGCUACUACAGACUGCACGAGAAGUUUGUGAAAGAGCAGCUGGGCUGCCAGCAAAUCUGCAAAGAUGCCUGCAGCUUCAAGGAGUGGGCACUCACCACCAGCAUUGCCCAGUGGCCCUCCACUGCAUCUGAGGACUGGAUGCUUCGAGUUCUCUCCUGGGACAAAGGGCAGAAACUCAACAAGAAGCUGAACAAGACAGACCUUGCAAACCUCAUGGUGUUCUACAAAGACCUGAACGAGAGAUUCAUUUCAGAGAAUCCUGCCAACACUCUUGUCAUUCUUCUUUCCAACUUCGGAGGCCAGCUGGGCCUGUGGAUGAGCUGCUCCGUUGUCUGUGUCAUCGAGAUCGUCGAGGUCUUCUUCAUCGAUUCCCUUUCCAUCGUGAUGCGGCGCCAGUGGCAAAAGGCAAAGAAAUGGUGGAGCAACCGCAAAGUGGAGCGGUCGGGGAAGGCACCGCGGGCUGGCGACCCGGAGAGGAGGGGCCACGACAACCCUGUCUGCAUCGAUGAGGAUCUGCCCACCUUCAACACCGCCCUCCGCCUGCCGCUGCCCCAGGACAGCCCCCUGCCCAGGACUCCCCCCCCCAAUUACAGCACUUUGCGCCUAGAGACUGCCUUCACCGAACAGCUGCCUGACACACUGGAGCCGGGGCAGCACUGACCCUUGCUCAGACACCCACCCAGGUGCCAAAAUAAGAGGUGGGUGCUGGACCACAGCGUCCAGGGUGAAAGGCACAUGUCCAAAUGAGCACUGAGGGGCUGUGGGGUCAGACCCUAAUUCAGGGAAUUGAACUUGCAAAGCUUCUCCGAGCAAAGCUCAAACACAAAAGCCAAGGGCUCAGAGACACUGGGGACUUCAGGCAGCACCAACUCUCAAGUUAAUCAUCACAGGAUGUGGCCCUGAGCUGGGAUGUCUUGUCUGACAGAGGCAUACAUUAGCAACCAGCUGCACACACCCAAUUGUAUGUGGGCAGGAGUUACUCCACAGCAGAAGAUUGGUGCCACAUGGAGUAUUAACACUAAUUGCUCUCUGCUGUGUGGCUUGACUUGUGGGGAAAACCCAGGAAUGCAGCAUGACAUUGGCAAGAAGGGACAUGACAGAGGUUGGGAAGAGCACAGAAAGGAUGAAAGGAAAGCUCUCAAGAUGAACAUUAAUUCUAAAGGUGGCCUGAGGACCUCUUUAUUCUAAGACUUGAAGUUAGGAUAGCCAGACGUGCCUUGUAGAGCAAGAUAUUACACAGGGUGAGCAGGAGAACCUAAGUCCUCCCAAAAGAAUAAUCUGAAAAGGGCACAAAAUCUAAUUCAGAUGGCAGUAAUGAGCUGUGUACUCUGCAAGCUUGUUUCAUCUCACGUGGCUCAAGCUGGCCAUUAAAGGUAACCUCAGAGGAGCUCCUCAAGCUGUGCCUGGCCUUGGCCACAUAAGACUUUCCAGAAGCUUCAGAAGGAGCUUACUGUUCUUCUCCUGCUCAGCCCUGGGCAAGGAUGCCCUCCUGCAGCUGACCCCCCCCUCUUCCUGCCUCCCCCAGAGCUGGUGGUGACCAGGAGGGGAACCCACCAUGCACCCAAAUGCCUGGGGUCACAGAGACCCUCAGGGCACCCAGCCCAGGGACACCACCCUUCCUGUGCCCCAGCCCUGCACCCCACUCUUUCUGCUGUAGCUUUUUUCUUUCUGCUGAGGCCAUGGCCUGCACCAGGCUGACUGCUGGGUAGAGCCCAAGUGAGUGAGUGAGAGUGUGUGCCAGAAAGCCUCUCUUCUCAUUUCUCUGUAUAAGCUUAUUUUAUAUAGGACAGUGAGAAUCCAGAAAGGUUCUUCAAUGUGCAAUAAAACGUAUUUUAACUGGAUUAUUUAAAUAGCUGAUACACUGAAAAAAAAAUAAAGAUAUAUUUUU